Messenger RNA from Hyalella azteca, 2898 nucleotides. RefSeq lists its product as uncharacterized. The transcript is spliced from 4 exons. The record is from RefSeq and is a predicted model, not a curated record. Gene Ontology annotation, cellular component: extracellular matrix. Bases 77 to 1165 code for a protein of 362 amino acids. NCBI's taxonomy places the organism in Eukaryota, Metazoa, Arthropoda, Malacostraca, Amphipoda, Hyalellidae.
AGCGUGUAGGUUACUCAUACGUCGCAUCCUUCUUCCGUAGCCCGGCGCUCGUAGUAACUCGAUCUCGUCAGACACGAUGAUGAAGUUGAUGUUGUUGAAUGUAGCGGCGCUGCUGACGCUGGCAAGCGGUGACACGACGCCCGUCUGGAGCCCUCAGCCGCGCGUGUAUCACGAUAGCAGCGAGCAGGCACGGCCGUACGCGUUCGAGUUCGAGGUUGACGCUCCUUACCACGGCACUUGGCACGACCGUCGCGAGCAGAGUUCAGGGUCGCUCACCGAAGGCAGGUUCAGAGUAGCUCUCCCCGACCACCGCCUCCAGACCGUCACCUAUAAGGCCAAGCACGGCCAGGGCUUCCUUGCAGACGUUCUGUUCGAGCAGCAUCCUGACUUCCCCUCUCUCCGAGGCCACAUCGGCAAAGCGCCCGCCAUUGGGCAGUCGGUGGUGCCCGGCUUGAAGGCUGCGUCCCCGUCAUCGGGUAUCACGUACCCCAAGUCCUUGCAAAACUCCAACCCGGAGUUUCAUCACCGAAUACCCAAAUUCGAUAACAAAAUAGCUGUCGGGAACGAAUUCGGUAGUAAGCCGCAUAGUAACUUGAAGCCUUUCAGCAAACCUGUCCACACCGACUUCGAUCCUCACAACCAUCCUGUGAAACAUUCCGCCAGUUCCCACACUUCUUUUUCCUCAGAACCUUUAUCAGCUUUCAUUGCUGUCGGUAAGCCUGCAGAAAAGCCACACGCUAAUCAUUUUACCGCACCUGGAACCUCACCACCGCGGGCAAAUUUUGUGCCAUCACGACACACUCUGAGACCUGUGGUUGCCAAGCCUCAAAGCACGGGUCAAAAAGGACGACCAUUGACGCUACCAACAAUUCCUAAUCUCCUUCAAGGAGUUCGGGCGCGUCCUCGACCACAACCAACAAAACCUCAGAUCACCAGACCACCGAAGCAGCAGCAGAAACCUCCUUCAGGAUCACGACCUGCAUUGUUACAAGAAGGCGUGCCAGUACCGCACUUCCCAAACCAGCCUCCUAAGGACUCCAUCGAACCUCCCACAACGAACAGGGAGUCCUUCAACCUGGCCAAUAAAGACAGAGAUCGCUACAAAAUUAGGCCUGAAGAGAUGAACAGCGUGCGGUCACGGCUCAAUGGUAUCGUGCAUCAUUAGUAUACGGAAUUUUGUGACCAAUCAUCAAGCAAUCGCAAUUGUUUUCUUAAAUGUUUCAGUAAUGCCUGAUUGAAUGAAAUUAGGCUGCGACGGUUUUCGGAGGCUCACGAAGCCUUGCAAAUAAAUUUUUAAAGGUAGAAUUAAUUGAUCCUCUUUAUAAUUAUUCCUGCAAAUAAUUAUUGUAUUCUGUCAAGCUGAUGGCGUUCUGAUAGAACAGGAAGUAUAUACAGAUAAAAUUUAAAUAAUUUAAAAGCUACGAGCUUAUUCCGAGAAUUUUCUGUCAUUAUUUAGCCAAAUUUUAACGGAAUUGUACGCUGAUUUGUCUAUAUAUUUUAAAUACAUUUUUCCGUUUUUCGAACAAUUGAGUCAUGAGUUUUGACCAAAGGCUUGUGUCGAUUCAAUGAUCUGAGUUUGAUCAGCAUUGAUCAAUUUUUAUUUAGUCCAGUUAAUGUUAAUCGAUCCCUAACGACGUUCUCCAUUAAUCUAUGUUGUAAGGAAGAUAAAAAGAGACCUCCCCAGUGAGUGAUUAUAAGAUAUUAAAUAAAAAACCAAAUUAUAAUACCGUGUUAGUGGUUUAUUUACAAAAUUUUUCGAUAACCGAAAUUUUUUUAAUGUAUAUAGUAUAAAUAGAUCGAAUCGAUAAGGAAAUUUUUGAAGCAGAGAUUUCUACCAAUCAUUAUUUUUACCGUCGAUAUCUGAAAAUAAUUUACCUUGAUUCAUGAGAAACGCAAUCUAUCAUUAUCAUUGAGAGAAUUUAAAUACCGACUCUCGUGACAUAAUUUGUAUUACCGAAAAUUCUAGAGAAUAAUUUCAUCUUAAAUAAUAUAUUACGCAAAAACUCUCAAUUGCGCUGUAAAUUGAUGAAAUCCUUUAUGAGCAAUCAUCAGUCAUAGAAAGUGUAUACAUUGACUUGCAAUAUAACACAACAUCAAUGCUGUGUUAUAUGGCUUCGAUAAAUAAAUGUCUUAGCUAAAUUAUUUUUCGAUAUUUAAUAAUCAAUUGUCUCAAUUGUCAGUUGCGAAAGCUGUGCAUGCGAUCUAAUUCCAUUCAUUCCAGAUACUUAAAGAACGGACCGUUAACUUAUUACCGGGCCAAUAAUUUAUAAUAUAGUAGAUACUUAUAGAACAGACCGUUAUUUUGAUGAUAUAAUAGAUACUUAUUUAUCGGACCAAUAAUUUAUAAUAGAGUAGAUACUUAUAGAACAGACCGUUAAUUUAAUAAUAUAAUAGAUGCUUGUAAAACGGAACGGUGCUGCUUUUAAACAGCAUGAGCCAUCGGGUUGGAUUGGUGUCGUCAGCCAACACAGGGAAAAAAUAUAAAUUUAAAUUCAUUUUUUCAUAAAGAAUCAAUUUAGCUUGGAGAAUUACUUUUAUCUAGAAUAUCGUUCGAAAUUAGUAAGACUUUAAUGCGUGUUUGAAUUUUACAAUAUAUCUAGAUUAAACAGCUGUUGCUAUUUACUAUCAUCGACAAAAGUGCAACGAAUAAAAUACUAAUUGAACGAAUGAAGACUUGUUAUUACUUGACCUAGUAAAAGACAUCUAAAUGUUAAAUUUGCGGUCAAGAAAUAAAAUCUGCAGUACUGUAUAAUAAGUAAUUGUUUAUGUCUAGCAACAAUAUGUAUAAGCACCCGUACUCACUAUUAAAAAAAAUAAUUUGCAAUCAAAGAAAAUAAGGUCCAACGGUAAAAAAUUACAAUACUAAUUUUUUAAUUGGGAAAAUACAUAGAACGUAGU